This is a messenger RNA of Cydia splendana, 1670 nucleotides long. RefSeq lists its product as uncharacterized. The record is from RefSeq and is a predicted model, not a curated record. NCBI's taxonomy places the organism in Eukaryota, Metazoa, Arthropoda, Insecta, Lepidoptera, Tortricidae. The transcript has 6 exons. The coding region runs from base 131 to 916 and encodes 261 amino acids.
GAGACUGAAGCUUCUAGAACAGCAUGACCCUAAUUACCGGCGGCUCACUGUACGCGGACUGCUGGGCCGCGCCAAGAGGGUACUUUCCUUAACAAAGGCUGAAGACAAAAUAAAGAACAUUAAAGAAGCGAUGGAGGUAUUCGAGAAUUGGCUGGCGGAACUGGACGCGGGCAAGGAGAAGAAACCGGAUAAGAAGAAGGAAGAAAAGAAGGCACAAAAGAAAGAAGACAAAGAUUCCAGCUCAGACGUGGAAAUGGAGGACAAAGAAGAGAAGAAGCUGCCAGCGGACAAGGUCCAAGGGCUGGGCUUCAAAGACAAGGAGGCUGCAGAAGGGACCCUCAAAGCUCUGGAGGGGCGCGACCCCGACUACCAGCAGCUGGCCGUCAAGGGGCUGCUUGGGAGCGCCAAGCGGGUGCUUACUUGCACUCGGGACGAGACCAAACUCGCCAACAUCAAGGAAGCCAUGUCCAUCCUGGAGAAGUUCCUGGACGAUUUCGAUACUAAACACCUGAGCAAGCAGAACAACGCAUACUUGAGUCUGGGCAUCGUCAGGACUGCGGAGAAGUCAGCUGGUGACGCCGUUACUGAGCAACAGAGAGCCUUCAUAGCAGCUUACAGCUCUGUCAACGGCGAGUACAAGCGCCUGCGCACCGUAGAGGAGGAGGAGGGAGGCAAGACCUGGGACAUCGUGAGGAACGCUGCGCUGAAGGAUCUGAAGGAGAAGCACGCUAACGCAAAACUCUUCAACGACAAAGACGAGCCUACCGCCGAACACCUGGAACUCCUGCUGUGGGCCUACUCACCUGAAGCGGCCAAGGUCAAGAAGGUGGUGCCAGAGACUAAAGAGCCCAAAGAGGACCGGAAGAGGAAGAGCAGCGGCGGUGACGAAACUCCUAGUAAAAAGAAAAAAGAAUAACGGCAAGGUUUUUGAGCAAGAUAAUUGUUUUUUUUUAAGGGGGGGAACAAAUAUAUGAUUUAAUAAUGACGUUAUUGUGAGUGCAGGCAUUUAAACUGGCGUGAAAGUAGGAAUUACAUUUUGUUAAGUCCGUCUUAAGCUCUGGUUUCCUAGGACGGUGCUGUCAUAUAGCGGCCGUCUCCAUACAAAAUCAUGAAUCUAAUAUUUAACUGGAUCAGGCAUGAGGGGUGGGGAGAAAAACUAACUAGGCUGUUGGUUACGAAAAAAAAAAUACUAACCGUCCACCUAGGUGGACAGACUGGUUUGUCGGCUAGUGACAGACGAAUGACCGAACAGGAUAGUCUUAUGUAUCUUUCAGUAAGAGUAGCAGCGAAAGAGCUAUUAUUGUUUGUCCUUGUCACAGUUUCACAUAUUUUUUGUUCCCCACCUUUUUUUUAGUAUGGAUAAUGGUGGGCAACAAAUAAAUUCGACCAAUCAUAGUGACGCAUUGCGUAUGUUUUGUCCCUUCACGGACGCACGCGUAUAGCACAUCUCUAUAGACAAUACUACUCCAUGAACUCCAUCCAUAUUUAGCCGUAUUAUUUUGUAUGGAGACGGCCGCUAUAUUUUUUGAGAAUGACCCAAAAUGUUAAAUAUCAAGUAAAUUACACAAUAUUUUGUGAGGAUUUGUUACUUUAGCAUUAAACAUGGUUUUCACGAGCAUUUACAUUUACACUGUAUUUUACGAAUCAUUGAAUAAAAAGUGUUAACAUUG